AUGGAUCUCGAGCGGGCUCGCAGAAAUUUGGACCUUGUUCGGAAGGGUCAACCAGAGGUUUGCGAGGGGAGCGGCGAUGAAUGUGAUGACGGGGAUAUUAACCCGGGUUUGGAUAUGGAUGUAGGCGGCGGUACCCUGAUUCCCGAUUCAUUGGGAUUAUCUUCUGUGUCUUCAGUAGCUGAAUCACAAGAGGAAGUGCCGAUUUUUAUCAAUACUCAGGUACAGGGCCAGCUGGAUGAUCUGGAGCAGGAAAAUAUAAUGAAAUCCAAGUUACGACAAUUCGACUAUAAUCUUGAUUCUUCACAGGCAAAAUCAAUCUUGAAAUCCUGGCCAGCGGUAAAAUCUAGAACAAGCACAAGAACAAAAAAAAGAGUACAGAGCGGAGCAAAAUCCGUAACACAAACAAAUAUUGAAGGGCAUUCAAAAUCAGAAGUUCUUCUAAAGAAACUAUCUGGCAAACACAGCAAAAUUAAAGAUAUUCUAAAAACUCCUCAACUGUCAAAAUCGGUGAAUAACAAGAGAGGAAAAAAGACUCCGAUAAAAUAUGAUAUUUAUAAUGCACAGGAAUGGAACCAUAUAUAUCAGCGACUGAUGGAGACAUUUCCGCAAACGAAAUACAAGGAGGUGGGCGAGGUUUAUCACUUUCUGUACGGGGUAGAAGGCACGAAGCAAGACCUUUGGACGUCGUCUCAGCUCCCGCCCGAUGAUUCUUAUAAGGAUCAGUGCAUGUCAUCACCCUCAGGGUCACCGAUGAAAGAAAGUCAACAGGCCACGAUAAUGUCUUUAUCUCAAGUGAUGAGUGAUGACUUUGUAGGGGAAAAACUUGAAGAAAAUCAUGGGCAGGGUUCACAGAAAUAUGACGAAGCAUCACAGUCACCUUUCGAACAUCGGACAAACGAACUGACAUCGGAAGAUCCAAUAAACCAACCAGAUGAAGAAUAUGAUGACGACGAUCAUAUCUCUAUUGUAUCGGACACUACAGAUGAGAGUUUUCCCGUGCCACCAGUAAAGUCAGAAAAUCCAUAUAAAGGCACCUUAACGAACUUUGGUGCUCCCCCCAUUUUACCGCCUCCUAAUACAGAAGGAAUAAUUGAUCUAACUAGCUCUUUUAAGGCGGUGCAAUGUCUUAUAUCUCCACUAAAAUCGGACGAAACCACAUCUAUUCAAGUGCCGGCCACUAGAAAUCCUACGAUACGAGCUUCACCGAAAAUUUGGUCUGAUGAGCCAAGAAUGGGCGCCAACAUGAUUCGACUGAAAAUGCGGAAAAUUCAGCUUUCGUCCGCCAAAGAAUAUUUUUCAAGACUGUUUGAGAUGCACUUAAUAGAUGCACAGACGAAUGUACCUGAUACGGAGGCAGAAGAUAAUGAUGAGGACUUCUGUGUAAUUGAUUUAGAGCCCAUUGCUGAAAAUUCCCGGGAUGGUCAGGAGUUCCACCUAAACUCUCAAAUUCUGUCUCAAUCUGCGGCAAAAAUGCGGCAAAAUCUGAAGGAGAUUGGUCUGAAGCCCUCAAGAUCUAAAUCAGAGAUGAUUGCAUCCUUGCAAGCAGCAUCCCAAGUUCUAGAUGCUAGUACGGAUACAAAGGAACAAAGAAAAGAAGUUUAUGAUCUACUAACAACGUUGGUACAGUCAUCUCCUUCGCUGCAUGAGAAAGUUUACACCUUUCAGCCCAUUGUCUUAAAAGAUCUCAUAAAACAGCUCGCAGCUGCAAAUCCGUUCGUAGAUCAUUUGAACGAACCAAUCAUUCGCGAAUGGGCAGAUAUGCAGGGAAUUUGUUUGAGGUCCUCUUAA
Zygotorulaspora mrakii is the source of this 1788-nucleotide messenger RNA. It is a transcript of the gene SLX4, whose product is annotated as Slx4p. Gene Ontology annotation, cellular component: Slx1-Slx4 complex; nucleus. NCBI's taxonomy places the organism in Eukaryota, Fungi, Ascomycota, Saccharomycetes, Saccharomycetales, Saccharomycetaceae. The transcript has a single exon. The record is from RefSeq and is a predicted model, not a curated record. Gene Ontology annotation, biological process: DNA repair; DNA replication. Bases 1 to 1788 code for a protein of 595 amino acids.